Acomys russatus (golden spiny mouse) is the source of this 1474-nucleotide messenger RNA. RefSeq names its product crystallin zeta like 1 (gene Cryzl1). Lineage: Eukaryota; Metazoa; Chordata; Mammalia; Rodentia; Muridae. Bases 224 to 1270 code for a protein of 348 amino acids. The record is from RefSeq and is a predicted model, not a curated record. The transcript has 13 exons. Gene Ontology annotation, molecular function: oxidoreductase activity.
AAGUCAUCAGUUACAGAUGGAUAUCAUGUUAAUUGGUGGAAGUUUUCUUACUACAGAAGAGGGAGAAAGGCUAAGAGCUUAGGAAUGAUUCUCAGUUACCUGCCUGUAUCUUCACAUCUCUCCACCUGCAGUGUCCCAGUGUCACGUGACAAAGCCAUCUUAAAGGAAAGACCUCAUCCAUCACACUGUUUCCUCCCUUUGGCCCUAGUAGCACGAGGUAACUAUGAAAGGCUUAUAUUUUCAACAAAGUUCCACAAGUGAAGAAAUAACAUUUGUAUUUCAAGAAAAGGAAAAAGUCUCUGUCACAGAGGAUAACUUUGUGAGAAUUCAAGUUAAAGCUUGUGCCCUGAGCCAGAUAAACACGAAGCUUCUGGCAGAAAUGAAGAUGGAAAAGGAUUUCUUCCCAGUUGGAAGAGAAGUUGCUGGAAUUGUUUUAGAUGUUGGCAGCAAGGUAUCGUUCUUUCAGCCAGACGAUGAAGUCGUCGGAAUUUUACCCUUGGAUUCAGAGGAUCCUGGAGUCUGUGAAGUCACCCGAGUGCAUGAGCAUUAUCUGGUUCAUAAACCGGAAAAGGUUCCAUGGGCAGAAGCUGCUGGAGCAAUUCGGGAUGGAGUCCGAGCCUACACAGCUCUGUACUGUCUUUCUCAUCUCUCUCCUGGAAAGUCUGUGCUGGUCAUGGAUGGGGCAAGUGCGUUUGGCACAAUAGCCAUUCGGUUAGCACAUCACAGAGGAGCCAAGGUGAUGUCAACAGCACACAGCCUGGAGGACAAGCAACACCUUGAAAAGCUUAAACCUUCUAUAGCCCGAGUGAUUGACGUGUCUAAUGGGAAAGUCCAUGUUGCUGAGAGCUGUUUGGAGGAGACAGGUGGCCUGGGAGUAGACGUUGUCAUAGAUGCCGGAGUGAGAUUAUAUAGUAAAGAUGAUGAACCAGCUGUAAAAUCACAACUACCACAUAAGCAUGACAUCAUCACACUUCUUGGUGUUGGAGGCCAUUGGGUAACAACAGAAGAAAACCUUCAGUUGGAUCCUCCAGAUAGCCAUUGCCUUUUCCUCAAGGGAGCAACGGUGGCUUUCCUUAAUGAUGAAGUUUGGAAUUUGUCAAGUGCACAACAGGGAAAAUAUCUUUGUAUUUUAAAAGAUGUGAUGGAGAAGUUGUCCGCUGGUGUUUUCAGGCCUCUACUUGAUGAACCCAUUCCACUGUAUGAGGCAAAAGUUUCCAUGGAAGUUGUUCAGAAAAAGCAAGAAAGAAAAAAGCAAGUUGUUCAAUUUUAAUUCUCCUCCCCAGACCUCAGUCGGAUGCACCCAUACCAGUAUAUGAAGCCAGUUUUCUUUGGAAAUUGUUGAGAAAAAUCAAGGAAGAUAAAACAAGUUUUUCUAUCUUUAAGCCUGUAUUCCUGCCAUAAGAUGUUUGAUUUUUUGACAUAUUUGAAAAAUAUUUGCAAAACUAACGUGCAAACAAUCCCGAUAACUUUUUAA